GCGGCCGCGGCGCUGCACGCACAUGCCCACCCCGCGUGCUUCCAGGAGGCCGCGGUCCCUGGCGCCGGCGUGCCCGGCCUGCUGGCAGCGCAGGGGGGCGGCCUAGAGGUGCUCCCAGCGCUGCCGCCCGCCAGCACCAAGGAGGCGCGCCUCGCCGAGGACGCCGCUCGCCAGGUCCCCGCCGAGCUGUCCAGGCGCUGCUUGCCGGUCAGGCCUCUGCCGCAGCCCCGUUCGACGCAGGCCACCCCCAGCCUGCUGCGCCCCAUCCUGCCGCUGUGCUCGCGAACAUACACGGACGAGGAGUGCCCGUGGAAGCUCGAGGACGGCCAGCGCCUCCGGAAGACCGCAGAGGCGCCAGAGGCGGAGCCCAGCGCAGAGGAGACCGCCGCCGCCUCUCCGGAGCAGCAGGGCGAGGAGGCCGAGGACGCAGAGGAGGCCGAGGCGCCCGAGGUCGCCGAGGCCUGCGCGGGCGGCCCGGGGCCGCUCGCGGCGCUCGGGGCGCGCGGUGCAAUCGCGGCGCGCGCGGCGCAGGGCGCGAGGUGCUCGCGCCGCCCGCCGACGGGCGGGUGCCGGGCGCUGCAGGGCGCGCGCCGGGGGCGCGCAUUCCUGUGA
Prorocentrum cordatum is the source of this 612-nucleotide messenger RNA. The record is from the annotation of a GenBank genome assembly. NCBI's taxonomy places the organism in Eukaryota, Dinophyceae, Prorocentrales, Prorocentraceae.